AUGGUUGUGACGGUUUCAAGCGGCGAGUCAACCCGGCUUCGAAGUCAAGCUCAUCUGGCAGCGGGACACAAGAUGGACCUGGAUGAGCUGAAACUGAUGAAAAAGGUUGCGGUGGAAUCGGUUGUAUUGCAAGGGUUAGGUCCGGAAGACGCAACACCUAUGUCCAAGUUUGUGUACUGCGGAAAGAGCGCCCAGCAGAUCGGAAACGUUCUGCCGAGUUCUGGCACGAUUUCGUGCAAUCAGGAGGAAAAGACCAGUGACCGUGGCAAGCUGGCCCGUACCUCCGUUAAAAACUACGCGUCCGUCAUCGCCCACAACCCGGAUAGCAAGCGUACCCGUGUCAAGCUACCGUCCGGUGCUAAGAAGGUUCUGCCGUCGGCGAAUCGCGCCAUGGUCGGAAUCAAGCCCAUCGUGAAGGCAGGUCGUGCGUACCACAAGUACAAAGUAACUGCUGGCCGAAGGAGUGUGGUGUGGCCAAGAACCCUGUCGAGCAUCCUCACGGUGCUGAUAACCGCCGUUUGUUCAAACGGCGCCCAAUCAAGGGCCACCUUUUCCAAGCCAGCUAAGUCUUCCAGGCGUUCCGCCUUAGUAAGCGUCGGUGGCCCCCGAGAACCAGGGCCACCCGUCGAAUCGCGGCACGUUCCAGCCGCAUGUACACUAUUCUAGCUGUCCGCCACCGAAUUAGCCGUAUCAAGGUCAACCAGGUUAUCCGUCGUAUGGUCCACCAAAUUCGUUCCUCGCCCUACCCCAGUGUAGGUCCUCCACGAGGCCCCACAGGUUCUCCCCAGCAAGACAGCUAUUAGCAAGGGCCACCGAAAGCUCCGACAUCACAGCUCUCCAUUACAGUCCACUUAGCCAGUAUCCUCCUCAGUCCGCCAGCGGCCCUUCGAUGCCGCACGUUUGGCCAGGUUACGAAAAUCUGAAUCCUCCCAUCGCCCCAGCAACCAUAUCCAGGUUCAAGAUCUCCCACGCCAAGCCUUCGACUACUGGAUCGAAGACCUACACCAACUAAUCCAGCCCGGCUCCAGGACAAACCUCCAAGUACAGCAGCAAAUGCUCCGUCCUCCAGCGCGACCCACAUUCCUUCAACCACGUCGACCUAGUAUGCCGCAGGUCCAGACGCCCCGGGGCUCCUCCUCCACAAACGUACACUUCCUCCCCUGCCCAGGCCAGUCAAACGGCUUCCGCUACAAGGUAGCUAUCCUCCGCAGAUUUCCGAUUCCACCAUCCCAGGAACAGUACCAGCAGGGUGGUUACUCCGGCCAGUACCAGCAGCCAACCGAACAAUGUAAAAUUAAUGGUCUUCCCGGCAAGGAACAUCGGAACAAAUAUUUCACGACCCCAUCAAAGCACUUAAAACGAAAAAUCCUCAUAAAUCAGAAAGACUGUUAUUAA
Culex pipiens pallens (northern house mosquito) is the source of this 1395-nucleotide messenger RNA. Its product is annotated as 60S ribosomal protein L8-like. Lineage: Eukaryota; Metazoa; Arthropoda; Insecta; Diptera; Culicidae. Gene Ontology annotation, molecular function: structural constituent of ribosome; RNA binding. The record is from RefSeq and is a predicted model, not a curated record. Gene Ontology annotation, biological process: cytoplasmic translation. Gene Ontology annotation, cellular component: cytosolic large ribosomal subunit; ribosome.